Messenger RNA from Rodentolepis nana, 279 nucleotides. The record is from the annotation of a GenBank genome assembly. NCBI's taxonomy places the organism in Eukaryota, Metazoa, Platyhelminthes, Cestoda, Cyclophyllidea, Hymenolepididae.
AUGGUUCAAUGGCUUGCCUUAGGACAGCUGAUUGUCGUCUCCAGGCUUUUACGUCUUCCGUUCUUCCAGUCUGAUCAGCAGUGUUGCGAAGGGCGUCCCUCUUUCUUUUCAGUUCCUCAAGAUCAUACUAUUCGUGAGAGCUGUGCAAAGUUUGUCAGGAUGUUGGUUGAUGUUGAGGGGACCUGUGUGAAGUUCAUUCUCCAAAAGGUUUGUGAAUCUAGGCCUGAAGUUCAUCCUCUAAAAGCCCCAUCUCGUGGAACGGAGAGGGUUGCUGUUUAG